AUGGCGACCACUACUGCGACGACGACCACCACCACCUCGUACUAUCCUUCUACGCAGUGCACGCAUAUUGAGCUCGAUCUGAGCGCCUGUCACCUUGGCCCCAAUUCCAUUGCCGACAGGAUCAAUGAUGUCGUUCCUGGGCUGAAGACGAGUACUGCCUUCUUCCACUUCCUGAGGGCAAACCUCGCUCUCCAGCCCUCCUCCCUCUCGUCUAACGUCUCAACUCCUCUUCUUGAGCCACUGGCGAUCCCCAACAAUCCCGCCGGCCCUGCUCUCUCCCCCUCCCCCCUCGGCAGGAUCCUUACCACCACCACCUCUACUCCUACUACCAUCAACACCAGGCGACCUGCCUCGCCCCGCCGCCAGCCCCCCCGCCGCCUGGACGACGACCUCAGCAUCCCGCCGCUGUCCCUCGACAUCCUCACCAGCCAAAGCGACAAGACCGCCGCUCUCGCCCUCAUAGCUGACUCCAUCGCCCAGCAGCGCCCUCGCGCAGCCAUCAGCCUCGCCUCCCACCCGCUCCUCCUCGCAGGUCUCGCCCUCGCCCUCGCUCUCACCUACAAGCUCGCCUGGGCCACCCGAACCAUCCUCGCGGUAGCUCUCGCCGCUGGCUUCGUCGUUGCCUACCUCGUCGCCAUCCAUCGCGCUACCGCCGGCUACAGUCAGCUCGCUCAGGACCUGGACGACGACUUUCUUACCGCCACCACCAGCUCCUCCUCUUCCUCUGCCUCGGCAGAUGCAGCGGCCAGCGGCGAGGACAUUGUGAUCGGUGCCCACCUCGGCACCAAGCUCGUUGGCGCCUGUGUCCUCCGCCUCGAGCCCGGCCCCCCAACCGCCUCCUCCCCCCGCAGCAGGCGCAACCGCCACCACCCACAGUCCCACCGUCGCGGCGGCCGUGGUGUCCUCCGUGCGUGGACGGUGCGCACCGACUGUCGUGGCCAGGGCGUGGGCGCCGACCUACUCCGCGAGGCGGUGCGCACCACGCGGGACCGAUGUGGGCGCGAGGCCGAGGUUGGGUUUGCGGCAGAGCACGCCAACAGUGCUGUGUUUCUGCCUGAGAUGUUCAAUCGGGCUUUGAGGCUGGGCGAGAGGCGGGCUGCUGGGGCGCUGGAGAGGGUUUUGGGGGAGUGGGAUGGCAUGAGGAGGAAGAGGUGAAGAGAGGAAGUCUCUAUUUGUUUCUUUCUCUUUCCGCCCCCUUUUUAUUGCAGAAAAGGAGUAGAAAAAAAAAAAAAAAAAGGGAAGGAAGACAAAAAGAAGAUGGAAUCUAUAAGAGCCAGUGUGGAACGAGAGUCUGAGAGAGUCUGGGACCGGCAAUGGCGGAGAUUGGUUUUUUGGUUUUUUUUUUGGAUUGGACAUGUUUUGUUGGCCGGCGUGCAAUGUUCUUGCUUCUUAUGAUACCACUUUCGUUUCUUUCAAGACAAGAGAAGAGCAUGAGGAGGAGAUGGCUGAACGGACAGAGUCGAUAUCUGGGUCAUUCGUUUGCAUCUCAUCUACAUCUGGACAGGGACGGGCUACAGGAUAUUGUUUUUUUGUUGUCUUAUUUUCUCUGGUUUGUUCUUUCUUUUUUGUUUGGAUGAUACCCCAUUUCUCUCAUUCUUCCAAGACAUGGCGGUCGUGUACGCCCUUGUUGUGGCAGUACGAAGGAAAGAGACGGAACUGAUCUGGAUCAUGUUGGGAAACAUAUACCCACCGCGUAGAACGCUCAUUAAAUAAUCAACAUCUAAUCCUGACGAGGAACUCGUACAUUGUUC
This is a messenger RNA of Cryphonectria parasitica EP155, 1751 nucleotides long. RefSeq lists its product as uncharacterized. The transcript is spliced from 2 exons. The record is from RefSeq and is a predicted model, not a curated record. Lineage: Eukaryota; Fungi; Ascomycota; Sordariomycetes; Diaporthales; Cryphonectriaceae. Gene Ontology annotation, molecular function: acyltransferase activity, transferring groups other than amino-acyl groups. The coding region runs from base 1 to 1155 and encodes 384 amino acids.